Messenger RNA from Acyrthosiphon pisum (pea aphid), 2106 nucleotides. It is a transcript of the gene Rift, whose product is annotated as Riboflavin transporter. Gene Ontology annotation, molecular function: riboflavin transmembrane transporter activity. The record is from RefSeq and is a predicted model, not a curated record. Gene Ontology annotation, cellular component: plasma membrane. Gene Ontology annotation, biological process: riboflavin transport. NCBI's taxonomy places the organism in Eukaryota, Metazoa, Arthropoda, Insecta, Hemiptera, Aphididae.
UGACGGUCGUCGUCGUUGUUGCGGUGGACGGUCGGUCACGUAUAUAUAUUAUUAUAAUAAAAGACGUUCGCGGCGGUGUACCUAUACUACGUGCACCAGUCGUACAUCGCCGCAGUGUAACAGUGAUCGGUCAAUCGUACGAAUCAUUAUUAUUUCAAUCAUUACGUGUGGUCCGUCGGUAUUAUAAUAAUAUUAUAAUCUAUUAAGUACAUAAUAUUAUACGCUUGUCCGCGGUACCUAUAUAACAUAAUAUUGUAUUAUAAUAUUAUAUAGGUGCUGCAACUUGCAUAAGUCGUAGUGCUGGACGAAAUUUCGUAUUUUGUUUUUCAUACUAUUAUUAUAUUUAAUUCUCAUUUUUACCGUACCGAUUACUACGCACACGCGCGGACACAUACCUAUAAACGUUUUAUAUUUGUAUAUACUAUAAUAGUAUAAUGUGCCAGCUAUAAAUAUAGGUUUACCAAUACAGCAGAAUCCUUCAGCUGACCCGCCGGCCAAACGACAUAAUAAUAUUACUAUAUCAUGGAAGUCGAUGAAAAUACGUACUUACAACAUAAACGAAUGAAAGUGUAUAGCUUGGAAACUAAUUCUAUCGUCGAGAGAAAAUGGUUUCUAGACCUGUUGACGUGCAUGUUCGGCGUGGGUGCUUGGAUACUGGUCAACAGUCUGUACACGCAGCUGCCAUUGCUCGUGCAGACCGCGCCCGAGGGAUGGAACUUGCCGUCGUACUUGUCGAUUGCCAUACAAACCGGAAACGUGGGCCCGCUGCUGUAUGGCGCCUGGCGCCGGAGAUAUGGCAACCGGUACGACAGGCCACUGACGAUCGCCGUGCUCAUUUCCGGGGUGGCGUCUGUGUUCCUGAUGGCCGGGUUCUAUGACGUGACGGGCUCAGUGUUCGGCCAAAUGCACAGCGUCGUACUAUGUGCGCUUACGUUCACCAUGGCGCUGGUCGGGUGUACUAGUUCCGUUCUGUUCAUACCAUCGCUGGGCCGAUAUCCGGACAUAUACCUGGUCACGUACAUGGUCGGCGAGGGCAUCAGCGGUUUCGUGCCCAGCGCGGUCGCUAUCGUCCAGGGCGUGGGCACCACCACUUGUCGGUCGGUAGUGGAGCCGGAUGGGCAGACAUCCGAGGUGAAGUCGACGACUGACGCACUCUUCUCGAGCGGCCCGUUUUUCGUCGGCAUCGGGGCAAUAAUGUGUGCGAGCACGGUGUCGUACCUGUGCUUGGAGUACUUGCCGACCUGCAAGAGAGAAAAGAUCCGGACGCCGCCGGACGACGAAGGCCACCAGACGAUCGGCGUCGGCGGCACCGACAACCGCAGCCGUCAUCUAAACGUUUCGCUGCUGGCCGUGCAAGGCGUGAUCGUUUUCUUCGCCAACGGACUGUUGCCCAGCAUUCAAUCGUUCUCGUGUCUGCCAUACGGAUACAUGGCGUAUCAUUUCGCGACAAACCUGUCAAACAUUGCCAACCCCGUGGCUUGUUUCGUCGCUUAUUAUACGAAUCGAACGUCCAAAACUGUAAUUUACAUGCUGUGCAGCGUUUGCUUAGUGUCCACAGUGUACAUGCUGAUGACCGCAUUUAUGAGUCCAUCGCCUCCAUUGCGCAAUUCAACCACUGGAAUAGUCUUAAUAGUAAGUAAAAAAAAAAACAAAACAAUUCGUAGUUAUACGUCGAUUCUAACCUAACCAGCGUACCACCAUUUUGAAAAUUUUCACGUACCCCUUGAUUUACUCUAACCACUAUAAAAGAAAAGCUUCUUUGUUUGCUUAUCUAAAUAUAAACGUUAUUCUAAAUGUAGGUACGGAGUCUUUAAUUAGGAACUACAUAAUUUUGAAAAAUAAACAUUUAAUGCUCAAAAGUAGAAUGAAAUAUAAAUAAUAAUUAUUUUUAUUAUUAUCCACUAUAAUAUAGAUUUAGCGUGGAGUCUAGGAUAUAGGAAUUUUAAGUUAGCAGAAUUUUUUUCACGACGGCUAGCUGGUUGUCAAGGUUGAUUAUUUUUGUUAACCAUCUUUAUUAGAUACUUAUCGUGAUAUACAGUUUAUUCCUUAAGUGUUUGCAUUUUAUUAAUUCCAUAAUGAAGCUGAUGACCACUACAGGGUUCGGAU